Molecule: messenger RNA, 1866 nt
Organism: Closterium sp. Yama58-4
Lineage: Eukaryota; Viridiplantae; Streptophyta; Zygnematophyceae; Desmidiales; Closteriaceae
Source: the annotation of a GenBank genome assembly
AUGAUCGAGGAGCUGCUGGAGUCGCGGUUGGAGGAGUGGCAGGUGGCGGACUUAAGGAUUGCGAGGGCGUGUGCGGGCGAGACGGUGGAGCUCAUCAACCGAGUGUUGGACCUCGCCAAGCUGCAGGCCGGCCGCCUGCAGCUCGAGACCCUCCCCUGCUGCCUGCGCCGCAUCGUGCGUGAGGCGACCGCACUCGCUGCCUCUGAUGCGCACACAAAGGAGUCGCACGUGACAUGCCACGUGGACGAGAGUGUGCCAGCUGUCCUCAUGGGGGAUCCGACUCGCCUCUUGCAAGUCAUUGGAGAGCUCACGGCCCACGCCAUGGGCAACACCACAGGGGGCCACGUGACCUUACAUGUCGGCUGCAUCCCUCCCCCACCUCCCCUCCCCGCUUCCAUCAACUGUUUCGAUCUCCACGGCCCAUCCACCGCCUCGCCUGCCACUCACCCUCCCUCAAAUCAUGGGGCCUCCUCCACGUGGCAGCAGCUGGCUGCCUGUGUGCGCCGCUUCCCUCCCCCCACCGCCCUCGCGUGCCUCCCUCGGAUCCAGGCGGGAAGGCCGGGCGGCGGGGCUAACAGCAAAGGGGGUGAGGAGCAGCGGCGGAUGGGGUUGGUUGAGCGCUGCUGCAGGCGUGUGGCAGCGGCUACAGGCAUGGGGGCGACAGGCAGAGGGGAGUUUGAAGGGUCAAGUGGGAGGGGGGGGGAGGAGGGACAGGGUGGGGAUGGGCGGUUGGAGGAGGAGGUGAGGGAGUGGGUGGAGGAGGCAUGCAGGGCGAGGGAGGAGGGUGAGUGGAUGGUGGUGGUGGCAUGUGAGGACACGGGCGGUGGUAUACCUCCCGAGGAGAUGCGGUGGGUGCUGGAUCCACAUGGAGACUCCCACCACGCCGCUCAUACCUCUCAUGCACCGCCUACUGAUGCUGAUGCUGAUGAUGGUGAUGCUGCUGAUGAUGGUGAUGACAGCGAUCAGGAUGAGCAAGGUGUCAAGGUGGCGGAGAUGCGGGGAGACAUGGCAGUGCUGUCAGACGCCGCCACAGGCACCACCAUUCUGCUGGCGCUGCCCUUGGGGGGAGUGGAGGACGAUGACAGCUGCGGGGACGGGGAGUGGGAUGAGGAGGAGGGCGGUGGGGAAAGGGAUGAGAGCGGGUCGGGAUGUGAUGAGGAGUGUGUGGAACUUGCGAGUGGCACAAAGCCAGGCAUGCCGCAGCAGGCAUGUGUGCAGCAGCAGCAGCAGCAGCAGCAGCAGCAGCAGCAGCAGCAGCAGCAGCAGCAGCAGCAGCAGCAGCAGCAGCAGCAGCAGCAGCAGCAGCAGCAGCAGCAGCAGCAGCAGCAGCAGCAGCAGAGGACUCACUCUCACCUCAAGCCGCAGGCCUUAGAGAAUGCAGAAGAGGCCAAAGGGGAGCCGCCAGCGGCGGCGGCACAGGCAGCAGCGAAAGAGGAGCCGAUACCAGCGGUGGUGAAGGGGGGCCGGCGAACAGCACGGUCGCAUUCUCUCCCCAAGCCCCAUUCCCACACGGAGGGCCUGGGAGACGCGGAGGCGCCGGCCCCAGCGGCGGUGUCGGGGCGGCAGACAAGGCGGGCACACUCGCUCCCCAGAAUGCGUGCCGAGACGGAGGGAGCAGAGGAGGCGGAGGUGCUGGUGCGAGCAGUGGUGACGGGGCAGUCGGUGGCGGUGGUGGAUGACAACGCGGUGAACCGCAUGGUGGCAAGGAGAACGUUGCAGUGCUACGGGGCGCACGUGCUGCUGCUCCCCUCCGGGGAGGAUGCGCUGCAGGCGCUCUCCUCUUCUUCCUCCUCUGCCACUACCUCCUCCCCGCCCAUCCACCUGCUGCUCCUCGACCUGCACAUGCCGCCCGGCAUCGACGGGUGA